Lasiodiplodia theobromae is the source of this 1125-nucleotide messenger RNA. Its product is annotated as Glutamate carboxypeptidase tre2. Lineage: Eukaryota; Fungi; Ascomycota; Dothideomycetes; Botryosphaeriales; Botryosphaeriaceae. The record is from RefSeq and is a predicted model, not a curated record. The transcript has a single exon. The coding region runs from base 1 to 1125 and encodes 374 amino acids.
AUGACCACCACCAACAACCCGGCCCCCACCACAUCAACCCUGUACCCCAAAAUCCUCAGCGACAUCCGGCCCUUCCUCCGCUACCUAUCCAAACACGGCGCCCCCGCACCCCUCCACAUGACCGGCACCGUCAAGCUGCACGGCACGCACGCCGACAUGCGGAUCGACCUGUCCAUCGGGCCCGACAACGCAACCGUCACCCCGCAGUCCCGCAACAACACCACCCUCACGCGGGGCGCGCGGGACAACUACGAAUUCGCCGCCUUCUGCGCCGCGCAGCACGCCGCCAUCGUGCGGCUGGCCGAGCGCGCGUGCGCGCGGUGGCGCGAGCUGCAUCCGGCCAGCGACGACAGUCCCAUGAACGAGGAUGUCAUCUUAGCCGGCGAGUGGAUCGGCAGCGGCGUGCAGAAGAAGCCGCACACGGCGAUACGUGACCUCUCGCCACGCCUGUUCGUGCUGUGCGGCGUGCGGAUUCGCGGCGUGUGGGAGCAUAUCGAGCGGUAUGCUGAUGUCGCGGAUGAGGGCGCGCGGCUGUAUAAUAUCAGCCGGGGAGGCUUCUUUCGGCUGCCGUUCGCACUGGACGAAGUCGGUGAUGGCGCUGCCCCCGCUGCUGCUGCUGCUGCGACUUUUCUCGCCGAGGCGCGGCGCCUAACGGCUGAAGUGUACGCGCGCUGUCCGUUCGGCGCGGCGCUGGGCGUCGAGGGGCCUGGCGAGGGUAUCGUGUGGAACCCCAGUCCGGAUCAGGGCGUGCCGAAUGUGCCGGAUUUGUGGCUGAAGACGAAGGGCGAAGACUUUGACGAGAGGUCGAAGAAGGGUCCAAAAGAGAACGCUGUGGCGAAGGACGGAGACAAGAAGAAGGCGGUUGAGGCGUUUGUGGGCAGGACGUGCCAUGAGCGCAGGCUCGAGCAGGGCUGGGACUACCUGAGGGAGAUGGGUGUGGAGAGGAACACCAAGGGCAUUCAGACGUUCCUGUCGUGGGUUACGCGGGAUAUCGAGGUCGAGGAGAAGGAGGAGAUUGUGGAGUUGAAUCUCGGCACGGAUUGGAAGAUCGCAGUUACUCGGAUGGCGAGGACUUGGUAUCUGGCGCAGCUUGAGAAGGGAGGAAGGGAUAACGCUGCUGAUUGA